GUGUGGAAAAUAGGGCUUCCCGUCCGCUCAGCCGUACUCAAGCCACACGCCGGUGAGUUAGUAGUUGGGUGGGUGACCACCAGCGAAUCCUCACUGUUGAGCAAGAUGCGAGACGCAACUGCAGUUAUUGUGAAUGGGUUUAACGUGAACGUAUUUGGUUCGAUUAGAACAAAACCAUUCCCCAAAAUCGAAAAUCAUAAGCCACCGUAG
Molecule: messenger RNA, 210 nt
Organism: Penicillium crustosum
Lineage: Eukaryota; Fungi; Ascomycota; Eurotiomycetes; Eurotiales; Aspergillaceae
Source: RefSeq, a predicted model, not a curated record